Podarcis raffonei (Aeolian wall lizard) is the source of this 2559-nucleotide messenger RNA. RefSeq lists its product as uncharacterized. The transcript is spliced from 3 exons. Bases 1063 to 2295 code for a protein of 410 amino acids. The record is from RefSeq and is a predicted model, not a curated record. NCBI's taxonomy places the organism in Eukaryota, Metazoa, Chordata, Lepidosauria, Squamata, Lacertidae.
GCAAACUGGGGCGGAGAAUUUCUGAACAAACAAUUUGGGGCAUGGUUGCGGCGUAAGGGGAUCACUCAUCGUUUGACUAACCCUCAUAGCCCUGCUGAAAAUGGUCUGUGUGAAAUACGUGGGGCUGUAAUACAGUCAGUAAAGGACUGCCUGCUAGUGGAUGCAGGAUUGGGCCACAACCAUAGGCUGUGGGGCGAGGCUCUCCUUACAGCAAACUUUUUGAUUAAUAGAACCUGGUCUAGCUCUAUAAAACAUAUUCCUUACCAUGUGUUGUUUGGGAAAGAACCAGAGUGGACAAUGCUCCAUAACUGGGGUUCUUGGGCACAUGUAAAUAUUCCCAAAGCUGAGUUCCAGAAAGGGGGCGCUAGAGCGCAGAAACUGCAGUUUGUAGGAUAUCAGUCCUAUGGCAAAGGGUGGCGCUUCAAUUUAUGCCCAGGACACGUGGUUCUGUCACGAAGUGCAGACUUUGCUGACCAGGACAGAUGGACUGCGAUCCAUGCCAACCCAGAUUGCCUACUGCCCCUGCAAGUAAGAGAAGAGGCUUCUUCUCAGCCAUUGGCAACACAGGAGCAGGAUGAGGAGGAGGCACAGAUUUCCCCAAAGGAUGUGGCAAUAGAUAAUACUUCUUCUCUAGAGGAAGAGGAAGAAGAGCCAGAGAUAAGGGGGGAAGAUGUAGUUGUGCCUAGGCGCUCCCAGCAUUCAAACAAGGGUGUACCUCCUCAGCAUUUGACCCUAGGAGGAGUGAGAGUAUGCAAUGUAAGUUGUGUGGAACCACAAAGUUAUAAUGAAGUCUUAGACUUACCCCCUGAAGAACGUGCUUUGUGGGAACAAGCUAUGAAAGAAGAAAUGGACUCUUUUAAACGUAACAAAGUGUUUGAGGUCAUAAUGCCGCCUCCAAGUGGCAGAGUGGUGUCAUGCAAGUGGGUUUACAAAAGGAAAACCCUUGCAUCUGGGGAACCACGUUUUUGAGCCAGAUUAGUAGCCAGAGGGUUCACUCAGAUAAAAGGGGAGAGUUAUGAUGAAGUGUUUUCUCCCACUGCAAAGAGUGAAACUUUUCGUUUAAUGCUCUCUAUUGCUGCUGUAAGACAACUAGCAGUGCACCAUUUUGAUGUUGAUGCUGCAUAUCUGCAUGCAAAUUUAGACCAUGAAGUGUUAAUGAGACAACCCCCUGGUUUUGAAGAGGAGAAUGGUGCAGUCUGGCGUUUGAGAAAGGCUGUUUAUGGUCUCAAACAAAGUGGAAGGUGUUGGAACCAGUGUUUAAAUGAAGCCCUUGUAAAACUUGGUUUUAAAAGGAGUGUGGCUGAUCCAUGCCUGUACACCAAGGGGACAGGCAACAAAUAUCUAAUGCUCUUAAUCUUUGUUGAUGAUUUGCUUGUAGCAGGGAGUUCCACAGAUGAGAUCCAGAAGCUCACAAGUCAACUGGAAAAGAGGUUUAAGUUUAAAGCCUUGGGGCCUGUAAGCAAUUACUUGGAAGUAGAAGUAAGGCAGGAAGCUGAUGGAAGCUUUCUUUUAAGCCAGAAAGAGAAAAUUCUUCAUUUGAUAGAGCAGUUUGGCAUGGAAAACUGCAAGCCAGUUCAGACUCCCAUGACACCAGAUUUCCCAAAGACAGUGUGUGAUGAUGAAUUUGAUCAGCCUGAGUUGUAUCACUCAAAAAUAGGAUCACUGUUGUAUUUAAGCCAGUGGUCAAGGCCAGACAUUGCAUGUGCUACAAAUGUUCUGAGCCAACGUGUAUCUAAACCCAGUACUGCCGAUUGGUGUGCUUUGAAAAGGCUUAUCAGAUACCUAAAGGGGACAUUAAAUGUAUGUUUAAAGAUAUCUAGUACACAAGAUGAAAAACUAGAAGUAUUUUUUGAUGUGGACUGGGGAAGCUGUGUAACUACUAGAAAAUCUACAAGUGGAAUGGUUAUGAUGUUUGCCAAUUCCAUAAUUGGAUGGAAGUCAAAGAAACAAGGAUUUGUUGCAACCUCAUCCUGUGAGGCAGAAUAUGGGAGCCUGUCGCUAGCAUGCAAUGAAAUCAUAUGGUUUAUACAGAUACUAAAAGAUCUAGAUUGUAAAGUAGAUUUGCCUAUCCAAGAGUAUGAAGAUAGCCAAUCGUGCAUUGCAUUAGCGGGCUCGGAAAUAAUGAAAUCCGCAUCAAAACAUAUUGCUAUCCGUCAUGCGAAUUUGAGAGAUUGUGUACAGAAUGGGGUAAUCAAACUGGAGUAUUGUCAGUCACAUAUUGCUGAUUUGUUUACCAAGCCUUUGCCAGCAACAUGUCAUAAUGAAUUGAUGACAAAACUGGGUUUAUGUAUAUAGUGUAUGUAUGCAUUGUAUGUAUGUAUUGUUUCUGUUGGCGUUUUUCGCAUUUAAGAAACAGAAGGGGUGUCACGGCUAAAAUGGCCGCUGUUUCUUUAAUGCGACUAAAGCUGGGUCAGCAUGACUCAGCGGCCUGCACCAAGUUGUAUAUACAGUGUGAGAAAUGUUAGUUUGGUUGCUGGUGUUUGGGUUGGUUAGUGCUGGUGUGUAUAGUUGUUCAGUUGCUUUUGAACAAAGACUUUUAAGAAUAAAACUCUGCAAGGA